GAACCUUCUCUCCAACGACGUGCCUCGCGCAAAUCAGUUGCCUUCACCGACGAGAAGCUUGUAGUCGACGCAGACGGCAGUGUAACCAUGGUUGCUUCCCCGAACGACGAUACCAAAGAGACAGCCAUGUCGCAUACCCCUCGUACGCCGCCUCUCUCCGCCGCUCUCGGUGCCUUUACUGAUGCUGCCUCUCAAGCACCCGCCGCCGCUCCUGCUGAGGAUGCUGACGGGCUCGAUCUCAGACUCAUGAAGAAAAAGAAGAAGGCAAAGGUCGAGACCGCUGAGGGUGACGACGAAGCCGCCGCCCCCGCUGCCGGCGAGGAGGGCAUCGAUCUCUCGCUCAAGAAAAAGAAGAAGAAGAAGGUUGCCAAGGACGAUGAUGACUUCGCCAAGAAGCUCGAGAAGCUCAACAUCGAGGGCAAGGAGGGUGAAGAGGCUGCUCCUGAGUCGGAGGAGCAGGAGGGUGACUGGGAGAAGGGUACCGGCAUCUUCAAGCACGACGAGACCAGCACUAUCAACUACAGCCCACUCCUCUCCAGAUUUUUCGCCCUCUUGUCGCAGAAGAACCCCGACCACGCCUCAACCGGCACCCGCUCCUACAAGAUUCCUCCUCCUCAGUGCUUGCGCGAAGGCAACAAGAAGACCAUUUUCGCCAACCUUGCCGAGAUUUGCAAGCGCAUGAAGCGUGCCGACGAGCACGUCACAGCCUACCUCUUUGCUGAGUUGGGUACCAGCGGUUCCGUCGACGGUUCCAGGCGGUUGGUCAUCAAGGGUCGCUUCCAACAGAAACAGAUUGAGAACGUUCUUCGCACGUAUAUUAUAGAAUAUGUUACCUGUAAGACGUGCCGUUCCCCCAAUACCGAGCUCUCCAAGGGCGAGAAUCGCCUUUACUUCAUUACCUGCAACUCUUGCGGCUCUCGUCGUUCCGUCCAGGCUAUCAAGACUGGUUUCUCGGCCCAGGUUGGCAAGAGAAGAAAGAACAAGGCCUAA
Messenger RNA from Podospora anserina S mat+, 990 nucleotides. RefSeq lists its product as uncharacterized. Gene Ontology annotation, cellular component: eukaryotic translation initiation factor 2 complex. The record is from RefSeq and is a predicted model, not a curated record. The annotation marks the transcript as partial. Lineage: Eukaryota; Fungi; Ascomycota; Sordariomycetes; Sordariales; Podosporaceae. Gene Ontology annotation, molecular function: translation initiation factor binding; translation initiation factor activity; mRNA binding. The transcript is spliced from 3 exons. Gene Ontology annotation, biological process: translational initiation; formation of translation preinitiation complex; formation of cytoplasmic translation initiation complex.